CGCCUCCGACCUCGCUCACACCCGUUUGAGAAUUUAUUCGCUCUCUUCCUGACCUCGUCUGUUCCGUUCGUCGCCGUGUCAUGAAACAGUGCCUCGGGUCAGGCCGUCUUGUACAUCUAGGCCGCAGGUCAUUUUCAUUCGAACUCGCUGGUUCCACACGCCGCUCGUGGCUUUUUCGUAUACCCAGUUUCAAUACCCAGAGAAAUCAGGAUGGGUCACGGUUAUGGAGUCGGCAGUUUUCCGCCGGCGCCGUGCGCCCCGGACAGCCAAAGUUGGCGCAAUCAAGACUGGCUACUUGGACACACCAGCUCGAAGAGUUUUUGCCUCCGCCGUUAAAAGAUGGCCCGAUGUCUACAGGACAGGUCGAUCCCCGAAAUGCAUCGCAAGCAAUCGACGUCAUGUCGGAGCGAAGUCUCAAAUUAUGCACUGUGCUCUCCAAAGCGAGAGCUUCUGAUAACGUUAACCCCAUCGUCGAUCUUGGUCUCAAACACAACAGGUGGGACGCCGCACACUCUCUUCUGAGCAUGUUGAUCGACUCUGCCGAGGCUCUUGGACACACUUCGACACCUGCUCGCCCUCUGUCAAACCUAGAUUGGGGUUUAAGCACUGGAAAAAGCUUGGAUGCCUUGACUUCUAGCAACACGCCGAUGACUACUCUUCCACUAGCCCCGGAUGCACGAAGUACGGCUUUUAGGCACAGUCUGAAUACCUCGACGGCGCGCUCGCGUACAGACAACCUCUCACAACGUUGCAUGGCUGAGGUUUGGCGGGGUCUCGGAUUGAUCAUCUUGGAAGCCGCAGAUUCUCCCUCGAAUACCUCAGACCUUGCAAUGUCUCACGUCUUCCAUUUGUUGGCACGCCUGCAUCAUUCGGGUUCGAUUUCAGAAAAAGUAUACAAAUAUACUCGGCCAGAUGACGGUGUGACCCUGUAUCGACCCCCGAGCAUGCACUUUUUGUCAACGCAUAUCAUGAAUGUUCUGACCGAUGCGGCGUGGCGCGUUCACGAGGCUGACAUGGUAGCUGAAGCUGCUGCUGCGGGAAAGGAAUCCCCGUAUCUUCCUUUGAAUCACUGGAACAUAGGCAUUCGAAAACUGGGCCCUGAGAUAUGGUUUGAACUUGUGCUCUGGUGCUGUGUGGAGCAUGGACAUGUCAUGGAAGGGAUAUGGCUCCUUGAACAAAUGAAAGCGCGAACUGGUCAUCUAGCCUGGGGCGUAAAGAGCUGGAUACCUUUUCUCGGGAACCUCAAGGCUGUAAAAGAAACUAACGUUGAUAUCCAAGAAUUCUGGAGCGAUUCAAACGACGAUCAUUCUUUGACAAGAUCCAGAAAGGAGAGUACCGCCUUCCAUGGACUCGCGAAAAGAACAAUCAGCCAGGAAGUUGUCGAAUCGUUAAUGGACGGCUUAGUGAAUCAAGUUUAUCUCGGCGUGGGCCCGAGUGGAUUAUCACCAAGUGCCCUGUUGCAAAACAUCGAUCGCUUGCGAUUUAUCAUCAAUCAGGAGUCCUGUACGGAUCUUGGCUCAACCACGAGAACAAGUAACAGGCUCACUAUUCGAAUAUUGGAAUCAGAGUGCAUUGAUCCUGCUGUCGACCCAUCCUCUUUGGAAAAGUUGUUGAAAUCCCACAACAAUGUUCGACCCCCCUGGGACGAUCAAGUAUCCACCCUUAAAGAGGAGUUAUCUAAUAUCACCCAAACGCAACUAUAUGACGAGACUUUUGCGUUCCCGGGCCUUAUCGAAUACAAUAUUCGAUGCUAUGUUUUCUUAUGCCAGAUCGGAGGCGCAUUUGACUCGUUUACCUGGGUACAGCAGAUCGCUGAUUCGAACAAGUCCCAACGCAUCCUUCAGUUCUUCGAGAAAUUCGAACAGCUUGAUGCCAAAGACUUAACGUCUCUUGACUUGGGGCCUCCCGAAACAGGUCAUAUUUACGGGUCACCUAUUCCAGGCCUUUCAAACGUGACUCUCGCCAUGUUGCUCGACCUUGCCACGGCAUCCCGGGCGUAUGAAUUCGGGAACUGGUUGCUCUUUUCUGACGAUGUGGACGGACCUCCAAUCUCUCCCAUUCAAUAUGGUGACCAGGCGAUUGCGCCGUCUAUCCUUCGAUUCGCGUCCGCUACCAAAAACACUACUCUUUGCAAUCAGGUCACCCAAUCACUUUCUCCACCACUCUCCUCGAAUACUCUCAAAGCCAUUCUGAAUGCCAGGAUCUCCACGGGGAACUUGCAGCUGGCGACAGACAUGUUGAAAUAUCUCCGAGACUAUAAGCUGCGAUCCUGGGGCCAUAGCAAUGUCACCACAUUGGCCGCCGCUCUACUUCGCAUGAACCACAACGGUGCUGAGAAUCAAAUUGAUGCCGGGAAAAAUGAACAGGGAGAAGAAUCAUUAGCCCAAGCAAAGGAUCUCUUCUUGGGGCUCUUCAAUGGGAAGUUUGAUUCUCCAACAAAUCUGCCAAUAAGAGACUUUCACCGCAAAGCAUUAUACAGCUUACAUCAAGUCCUGAAGUCCAUCCCGGGUAUUCUACAGGACCUUGCUCCCCAAGUGACCUUGCAAUACAAUCCGGAGUUCGCGCGACGGACCCUCGUCCACAUUCCCGCGGAAGCCUUCAACACCCUCCUUGCAGCGGUUGUUGACGUGUCUGGAAGUGCAGCCGGGAGACAGCUUUGGAAACGGUGGUGCGUCGAACCGGCGUCCCUCUCUGCGAGCCGAUUGCGGGAGGGCGGUAUCACGAAUCUCUACCGCGCCCACGAACGCAACUUUCGAAGAGGCGAUCCGCACUUCGACCCCGUUCGAUUCGCACAGCAACGCGGCAAAAUCGCCAUUCCAGAUCUCAACACCGUCCGCAUCAUCACCCAGGCGGCUAUUCGAGAGUCGGAGGAGUCUCAGGCCCACGCGGGCAGCGAACCUUCUUCCACCUCUACCACCACAGACCCGGACGUUGUUCUCGGUUUCUGUCUCGGCAAAUUCCGGCGUUUCCAGUUAUCCGAUGACCAGAUCGAGAGAGAGAUGGGCGGCCACUUCGAGCGCAUUAGGAAUUACCAUCGGAUACACCUCGGAAAGAAACACUAGCUGGUUUUUUCCCUUUCUAUACAACAUCCUUGGUCAUCUUAGGGUCCGGCAUUCAAAUAGAAAGACAGGGAUGGCACAAGUCGAUUUUUUGCAUACUGGCGUUAUGAAACCUCCGUUGCCCUUCUUGCGGCUUUAUAUACACCAUACAAGCUUACACCCCGUGCGAACAUAUCUGUAUCUAUAUUCUUUUUUUUUACUCUAGUUAGUGUAUACUACCU
Penicilliopsis zonata CBS 506.65 is the source of this 3280-nucleotide messenger RNA. RefSeq lists its product as hypothetical. The transcript has a single exon. NCBI's taxonomy places the organism in Eukaryota, Fungi, Ascomycota, Eurotiomycetes, Eurotiales, Aspergillaceae. Bases 81 to 3062 code for a protein of 993 amino acids. The record is from RefSeq and is a predicted model, not a curated record.